Phyllopteryx taeniolatus (common seadragon) is the source of this 1581-nucleotide messenger RNA. RefSeq lists its product as uncharacterized. Bases 153 to 968 code for a protein of 271 amino acids. The transcript is spliced from 7 exons. The record is from RefSeq and is a predicted model, not a curated record. Lineage: Eukaryota; Metazoa; Chordata; Actinopteri; Syngnathiformes; Syngnathidae.
CUCUUCCUCGGCCUCGUCGACUUCACGUUGGCCGCCUCGGGAGCAACACACUCGGCGUCUCGUUCCGUUUCUUCCCUGGGUGACAAGUCCAAAGGUGACAACAGUCGAGUAGUUGUCAGUAAAGUGCGUAUUGGGACGCUGAGUGACAAAAAAUGAAGUGGUUGGACCUCUUCGGACAUCUAAAAUGUGUCGUAAUUGGAAUGAUCCACGUUAAAGCUUUGCCAGGCUCUCCACUUGGAUGCAUGAAAAUGUCCCAAAUCAUCGAAGAGGCCUGCAGGGAGGCGAGCAUAUACCGCGAUGCAGGCCUGGACGGCGUGAUGGUGGAGAACACGCAUGACGUCCCGUACUCGCUGUCUCCGGGCCCUGAAGUGAGCGCCUGUAUGACGUCCGUGUGUGUGGCGGUGAAGAGCGUCUGUCCGUCCAUCCCCAUCGGCGUCCAGGUUCUGUCCGCCGCCAACGAGCAGGCGCUCGCUGUCACUCUCGCAUCAGGCGCCGACUUCAUCCGUGCGGAGGGCUUCGUGUUUUCCCACGUAGCCGACGAGGGUUUGGUCCACGCUUGCGCCGGAGAACUUCUAAGGUACCGGAAGAGCGUCGGAGCGGAGGACGUCCUCGUUUUCACGGACAUCAAGAAGAAACACAGUUCUCACAUUCUGACGUCUGACGUGAGCGUGGCGGAGACGGCUCGGGCCGCCGAGUUCUUCCUCUCGGACGGACUCAUCCUCACCGGAACGUCCACGGGAGCCCAGGCCGACCCGCGAGAACUCACCGAGGUUUCCCGGGCGGUGAGCCUCCCGGUUCUGAUCGGUUCUGGCGUGACUCACGACAACGUGGAUCGCUACUUCGCCGCCAGCGGCGUCUUCGUGGGCUCGCACUUCAAGGACGGCGGCGUGUGGAGCGGCGACCUGAACGCACAGCGCGUCAAAAACUUCAUGACCAAGAUGAGACUCCUCAGAGGCGGCGCAGCAUGAGAAAAUGAACUGCUCCCCGAUGUGCCAUGCGUUUGUGUAGUGGUUCCUCGGUCUCUCCGAUGGAGAUUUUGUUGCCAUUUUGUCGUCGUGGUUUGUUCAACUGACUUUCUUGCAGGCCUUAAGUAACUUUUGGAAUAAGUUGCACUUGUCCGAGUGGUUUUAUUGCAAGAUGCUUUUUACUUUUGAGUAUUUUCAAGAAGGAACACUACUUUUACUCCGCUACAGUGAUCUAGAUUCCGCUCGCUUUUGCUCUUAUCUGUCUACCUGUGAUUGCUAUAUUUGUCUAUUUGAUGUUCAUGCUGGGUAAAAAUUGUAAUGGUUGUACAGAGAAGACCGAAAGAGUGCCUUUCACUCUACUCAUUUUGUGUUUUGCGUGAGGUGAGGUUGAAUGAGGUGCAGUGCUCCCUAUGCGUCACAAGAUGGCGGAACAGACCAAGCAACAACAGCUUUUCAGCUUUUCUUUAUUAAUUUACCCCGAGAAGUGGAGUCAAUAUUCUCAACAUAUUUUAAGAAUAGAAAAAUAAAUAAAAAAAUACAACAAAAUGCACAUUAUAUUGUUUAUACAGACCACAUGUGUAUUGUGUUACACGAAAAUAAAUUUCUGUUUAUUUCA